Messenger RNA from Striga hermonthica, 540 nucleotides. The record is from the annotation of a GenBank genome assembly. NCBI's taxonomy places the organism in Eukaryota, Viridiplantae, Streptophyta, Magnoliopsida, Lamiales, Orobanchaceae.
UUCCGGUUGAACUAUAACAUGCACAAGAUGCAUAUGGCUCUUCCAGAACUGUUGUCAGAACUCCAGUCAGCUGAGGAUUUGUUCACUCAGAAAUCAGUUGUGAUGGUUGCCGAGCAAGCCGGACCUUCCAGGCCUUACAAAGGCAGGAAGAAGAAGAAGGCUGCAGGAAAGGCAAAGGCACAGAGCACCCAGUUAGUGCCUCAACAGGCUGUGGCAAAGAAGCCGAAAGGUAGAUGCCACAAAUCUAAUAAGUCAGGGCACUGGAAGGUCGAUUGUCCUCUCCUCAAGAAGGGCAAAGAAGGUAACUCUCAUACUUUCGUCGUAGAAACAUGUUUAGCGGUUGUAUCUACCAGUACCUGGUGUGUAGAUACUGGAGCCACUGAUCAUGUCUGCAAUUCUUUGCAGGGGUUCCAGGAAACCAGGCGACUUAGAGAUGGAGAGAUUACAGUCUACAUGGGCAAUGCUACGAAAGUGGCAGCAGUUGCAGUGGGAGUAGUUACCUUCUUUGCCCUUCUUGAGGAGAGGACAAUCGACCUUCUA